This is a messenger RNA of Linum trigynum, 2823 nucleotides long. Lineage: Eukaryota; Viridiplantae; Streptophyta; Magnoliopsida; Malpighiales; Linaceae. The record is from the annotation of a GenBank genome assembly.
CGGAAGUUCUUCUCUUCGUAAACAGAGUGCUCAAAAAACGCUUUGUCUUCACUCUUCUCUCUUGAGAUAGAGCAGUUCCGAGUGGUUUCAAGCAAUAUGGAGGUAGUUCCAGGUGCGCAGUUGCCGACGAUGGGGCAAUUCUCCAUUGCCACUUGAUCCGGUUCUGAUUUGUGGGUAAUUUAGUAGCCGUGAGCAUCACCCACGCAUGUAUGGUUGACUAAUUUCAGUUUUGUUGCAGGCGAUUGGUGCUGGAAUGGUUCCCGUCUCAAUAUGCUUGGAGAUCAUGCAUAUUCAUUCGCCACUAACCAUCACCCCGUUCCAAUCAUCUAAGGAAGCCGUGGGUAUCCCCCACUCAUGUGGAUCUUGUUCAUGCUCGUUGUUUGUUCAAUUUUUUCAUUCUAUAGGAUUAGCGUUUCCUUCUUGUGUUCAACAGUGUUCAUUCUCACUUUUCUUUCAUGGACUUGUUGGGCUUUGGUUCGGCUCUGCCAUUCCAAUAUUUUCAAAGGUCUAGGUUAUCGACUUAAUCAUUCUUUUUUCUCGUUUGUGGGUCUCUAUAUUGUAGUAGUUUUUGUGGCUAUUGUUUGUUCAUUUCGUGUUGUGUUCUUCUUUCACUGCUUGGCAGUGGUUGAUGUCUCUGUGUUCAAUAUGUUGUGUUGGAGAUUGUUUAGUUCUUUUGUUUAUGCUUCAGAAUCGUACGUGGUUUUUACCCCUAUGCUGUCAUGUGUUAUGGUGAGUUUGUCUAGUUUUCAGAUAUACCCCUCUCGAAUUAUCAAUCAAGAGGCUUUGUAGAAUGGACGAGAAGGAAGAGUUGGUUGCAGGGUUUCAGCUUGAGGGGGAUGCAACGUCUUCCACUCCUAUGCAGGGUUUCUUUGAUGUGGCUACGUCCAUGGAGGACGAGAUGGUGGUUUUAUUUGUUUUGGACAUAGACGGCGGCAAUUGUUUAGCGUCUUGGCUUGGUGAUAGGGAAGGAGUCCUUUUGGUUUCGUUGGGUGUAAUGGUUUUAGAGUGGCUCAUUUGGUGGUCGUUUUGGCUAUGAACUUGUCACUCUGAAUUCUUUUGGGGUUUGACUUUGUUUUUUGUUUGCAUUGUUGACAAAUUUCAUUGUUCACUAUAGAUCUUUGUUCCUCUUUUUCAGAGAAGAUCUAAUGGCAAAAAAAAGUCUAUACGCGUGGUACAUGAUAAAUACCUCGCUCUUGCAGAUCAUUCCAAACCUCAGUCACUGUGUUUAGCCAAAGCACACUCCAAGCACACUCCAAGAGAAAUCAAACAAAAGAUCUAGCCAAGGAGCAUCACGUUGCACUGCUCCCAUGCGGCGAAGAGAUCACCAUCGUCAUCAGGCGAAAGGCAUCGCGACAGUAGAGUCGAUGAAGAACAAUUUGUUCUUUGAAAAUACCCUUGAAUCGCAUCAAGUAGGAUCCGGAAUGACAACUUGAUCCCGUCGAGACGAUGAGCACUAACUAAUUUGUUGUCGAGUCGUUCUCGUCAAAUUAGUAUGGAGUGAUUGACAGCAAAAAUGGAAGUAGCGUGAUUGGAAAGUUGGAAAGGAAUCAUCGUCAUGUCUCGAUUGAGAGAAGGGAGAAGAAAAACUACAAAAGAAACUUACGGGAAGAAUACGAAAAGGAGAAAAAUAUUUUCUGAUACAAUGUUUGAAGAUAAAUUUACACUUUUUUUAGUUAUUGCGAUUAUUAUACUAAUCACACAAGUCCAAACUACUAAACAAACUAAUAAUUAUAUUUAAGUUCCUAAACUAGUCAUAGUUUGCAACUCUUGUCCAACAACUUGAGCACAAUAUUAUUGAAGUAACUUCGGCAAAGAAGAAAGAAACAAACGUCCAUGUCCCGUCACCUACUCUCUAGGUAAGUGUGACAACGCACUCUCAGAUCCCCAGCAGAUGAGCCAAUUGGCCACCAUGAAAAUGACACAUUAACUUCCAAAAAACAACCAUUUCUUUCUGACUCUCAGAAGUUGGGUCCAAAUCAAGUCCCUUAGGAGUUAGGGGGGGGGGGGGGGAUAAUUUGUCCAAAUCAGUGUGCAUUAACCUCUCUUUUAUAAAAAUCCUUUAAUCAUUAACAAAAAAAUGUCUCUAUCGUUUUAAUUAGGAAGUUAUAUUUUUCAUAGAUAAAUCAUAUUAGUUGUGCUCUUCAAAAUAAUAUCAACUUUGACAUAUUUUUAGAACAAAAAAAAUUGAGAUAUUUUUUACGAGUCUAUACCAUAUGAGAUUGACUGGUAUUAAAUAGAACAUACAAUAUGAUAUGAAAACGUAACAUAGUGGUAUUAACAUACCAAGAUUGUAAGAUGGUUGGAUACAUGAUAGUUGGAGUAUACUAAUUGUCGUUUACGACUUCAUCAUUGUAUAUCACAAGUUACCACCCCCUACUAGGGUGGUAUAGUAUGAUAUUUUUUUGACCUGUAUUUUUUUCACCCAUAAAUUUGUAGAUCCAAUAGAUUAUGAUAAACUCGUUCCUUCUGUGCAAAUAUUUUCAAAAACGACUUAAAAACGACCGAGAUACCAUUUGGUAUGGAGUUGGUAAUGAGUGGCAGGGGAAAAAAUUCCUAACAAUAUUGAAAAUUGAUAUCUUUGUAGGGCACAACGAACUCGUUCAUCUGUGCAAAAUAAAAAAAAUUUGAAAUCCGAGUUGGAACGAAAAAAAUAAGAUCCGAUUAAGAAAAUUAGUGAAAAGAAAAUGUCUUUAACUCACCACCCCAUAGAUAUGAAUUUUUUGAACCCACUUAAAUCCAAAAAGCUAAGAACCGAUUAAGAAAAUUAGUAAAACUAAAAUAUUUUUAAUUCACAACCCAUAGACAUAAAUUACGAAUACCGGG